Messenger RNA from Triticum dicoccoides, 2246 nucleotides. Its product is annotated as L-ascorbate oxidase homolog. Bases 316 to 1944 code for a protein of 542 amino acids. NCBI's taxonomy places the organism in Eukaryota, Viridiplantae, Streptophyta, Magnoliopsida, Poales, Poaceae. Gene Ontology annotation, molecular function: oxidoreductase activity; copper ion binding. The transcript has 8 exons. The record is from RefSeq and is a predicted model, not a curated record.
CCAUCCCAGCCCGGCCCGAAAUCUGGCAAAGCGCGUACGUCUGCGGACGCACGCAUCCUCCCCGUCCAGCCAACCAAUGCUCGCCAUCACUGCCCCGCAGACCCCGCCUGUGCCUCAUUUAUAUUCUCUCCCUCGUCGCCCGGCCAGAUCGGCCCAUCCCUUUCCUCCCUGCCACUCUUUGACCCCUGUGCCGCGUCCCGACCCCCGCCACCCACCUCGCUCCACUGCACGCUCGUCACUCCCUACUGAGAUAGCACAGUGGACAGCGGCGUCGGUGGUAGGAGUGUGCAAGCGCGUGCGACGAGGGGUCUGGAGAUGUCGCCGCCAAUCUCGCUCUGCGUCUUCGUCCUCCUCUCCUCCCUCCUCGCGGCGGCCAGGGCCGAGGACCCCUACCGCUUCUACACCUGGAACGUCACCUUCGGCGACAUCUACCCGCUCGGCGUCAAGCAGCAGGGGAUCCUGAUCAACGGGCAGUUCCCGGGGCCGCAGAUCGACGCCGUCACCAACGACAACAUCGUCAUCAACGUCUUCAACAACCUGCCCGCACCAUUCCUCCUCUCCUGGCAGGGGAUUCAGCAGAGGAGGAGCUCAUGGCAAGACGGCGUGUACGGCACAAACUGCCCGAUCCCUCCAGGGGGCAAUUUCACCUACAACAUGCAGUUCAAGGACCAGAUCGGGAGCUACUACUACUUCCCUUCUCUCGCGUUCCAUAAGGCGGCGGGCGGGUACGGUGGCAUCAGGGUCCUUAGCCGCCCGAGGAUCCCUGUUCCGUUUGACCCCCCUGCCGGUGAUUUCACCAUCUUGGCUGGUGACUGGUUCAAGCUCAACCACACUGAUUUGAAAGGCAUUCUGGACAGUGGUAACGACCUUCCCUUCCCUGAUGGUCUCCUUAUCAAUGGCCAUGGCUCGAAUGGCAACAAGUUCACAGUAGACCAAGGCAAAACAUACCGUUUUCGAGUGUCGAACGUGGGCAUCUCGACCUCGGUGAACAUAAGGAUCCAGGGCCAUUCCUUGCUCCUGGUGGAGGUGGAGGGGUCGCACACCAUGCAGAACACCUACUCGUCGCUUGACGUCCACCUAGGCCAGUCCUACUCGUUCCUCGUGACGGCCGACCAGCCACCCCAGGACUACACCAUCGUCGUCUCGACGCGCUUCACCAACCCCGUGCUCACCAACACCGCCACGCUCCAUUACAGCAACUCGAAUGGCGUCCCCGCGGCGUUGCCGCCUCCCCCAGGGCCGACGAUCGAGAUCGACUGGUCUCUGAAUCAGGCCAGAUCAAUCCGGUGGAACCUGACGGCAAGCGGACCAAGGCCGAACCCUCAAGGCUCAUACCACUACGGCCAAGUGAACACGACGAGAACGAUGAGGCUCGCCAACUCGCGGGUCUCCAUCAACGGCAAGCUGAGGUACGCGGUGAACAGCGUGUCCUUCAUCCCGGCCGACACCCCGCUCAAGGUGGCCGACUUCUACAACAUCCAGGGCGUGUUCACGCUGGGUAGCAUGCCCGACGUCCCGUCCGGCGGCCCCGCGUACCUCCAGACGGCCGUCAUGGCGUCCAACAUGAGGGACUACGUCGAGGUCGUCUUCGAGAACGCCGAGGGCUCUGUGCAGUCCUGGCACAUCGACGGCUACGCCUUCUGGGUCGUGGGGAUGGACGGAGGGCAGUGGACGCCGGCGAGCCGUCAGAACUACAACCUGAGGGACGCGAUCGCCCGGUACACGUUGCAGGUGUAUCCUGGGGCGUGGACGGCGAUCUACAUGCCGCUGGACAACGUGGGGAUGUGGAACGUGCGGUCGGAGAGCUGGGGCAGGCAGUACCUGGGCCAGCAGUUCUACCUCCGGGUCUACUCGCCGGCCAACUCGUGGCGGGACGAGAACCCCAUCCCCAAGAACGCGCUGCUCUGCGGCCGCGCCUCCGGCCGCCGGACCAGGCCACUCUGAAGUCGGUUUUCGUGUCACGAAGGGGUGACUGAAUCUGAGAAUCAGGUUGCUGAGCUCCAAAUUCUUUUGACUGAAAACAAGCUUUGAGAUGGUUUGCAUUUGUAGCGGCGUGCCGGUGCUAUUCGUGAUUCUUUUCGUGGAAAUUGUAGGCAAAAUGUUAUGUAUGGCAAGCAUCUUGCUUGCUCUCAUAUUUUGAACUGCAAAAACGCCUUAUAUUUAGUUACAGAGGUAGUACUACAUUAUUACUUGAUGGUAUGGAUAUCUGUAGAUGAACUUGAAUUAAACAAGCAAAUUGCCAAUUA